CUUGCUAGAUGUGUGUAUGAUCUCAAUAUACUAAUGAUGCUUAAAACUAACAAAAGCAUAUUUUUAAUUCAGAAAAAGUUGGACUCUCUGAAGAGCCUUGACCUGUACAACUGUGAGGUAACAAAUCUAGAUGACUACCGAGUGUGUGUCUUCACACUUCUUCCACAGCUCACAUAUCUGGAUGGAUAUGAUCAGGAAGAUAAAGAGGCUUCUGAUUCAGAUGCUGAAAUAGAUGGUUUUGAUGAGGAAGAUGAGGAAGGGCAGUGAUCGGCAGCCUUAAACACUCAAUCAGCCAGUUGGACCAGUUUCCCACAUUAAAGAAAACACUGGGAACCACAAAACCCUUUUGACAUCUAAAAUGAAGAUAACACUGCAGAUAUCGUUUUUUACCUUUAUACUAUGCAUAAAAAAACUAUAGUGUGUUGCAUUUAUGAAAUCAAUG
This is a messenger RNA of Protobothrops mucrosquamatus (brown spotted pit viper), 442 nucleotides long. Its product is annotated as acidic leucine-rich nuclear phosphoprotein 32 family member B-like. Gene Ontology annotation, cellular component: nucleus. The record is from RefSeq and is a predicted model, not a curated record. Lineage: Eukaryota; Metazoa; Chordata; Lepidosauria; Squamata; Viperidae. Bases 34 to 267 code for a protein of 77 amino acids. Gene Ontology annotation, biological process: regulation of apoptotic process. The transcript has 2 exons. Gene Ontology annotation, molecular function: histone binding.